AUGGCGAGUACGAAGCAUUUGUUGUUGGUGCUGUGUCUUGGAGUCUGUGUGGGAAUGUGCAGAUCAUGGGUUGAGGAUGUUGCUGAAGAGAACCCGGAGUCUUUCUCUCAUUGGGCUCUUAAUGCAGUUUCUCAAGUUUUGGAAUCAGAAAAUGAUGAUGCCACUCAAAACAUGAAGUUAAAAGCUGAAGAUGCGGCUUCAAGGGCCACAGAAACAAUGAAAUCUGUAGCAUCAGGAGCUUCUGAGUAUUCGUCUCAGAAGGCUACAAAUGCCAAAGAAGCAAUUGGAAGUGAUGAUAUCAUCAGAAUGCCAAUCGAUAAAGUGACCGAAGCAAAAGACACGGUGCAAGAUACCUAUGAGAAUGCUAAGCAAAAACUAAGCUCAGCUUCAGAUAAGGCUUCAAAUAUAGCUCAUGAUGUUUAUAAUGUCAAAAACGAUAUAAGAGGUGAAAUGGAUUGUGGUGGAAACGAUAACAAUGCUUUUGGUGUCUACGAUGAAGCAAAAGAUGAAGUGAGCAAAGCAUACAUAUCUGCAAAGAAUUCCAUGGGUGAAGAGGCCAAAGCUAAGUACGAGGCUGCAAAAGAAAAGGCUUCCGAAGCCACAGGGAAUCUUGGAGCUAAGAUGAGAAAUACCCCAUUACUGUAA
Messenger RNA from Lathyrus sativus (Indian pea), 645 nucleotides. The record is from the annotation of a GenBank genome assembly. Lineage: Eukaryota; Viridiplantae; Streptophyta; Magnoliopsida; Fabales; Fabaceae.